AUGGGUAGUCCGGAAGAAAGUGUUAAAACAACUGAAAGCAACGUGGUAGACAGUACUGAAAACGAAACAGCUGGAGAGAUUUCUGACAAUGAAAUCGGCGAUACUACAGAAUCGUCUGUGAAUGUUACGGAGGCUACUGGUUUGCAAUCUGGCGAUGUUAGUGGUACGAAGGAAGGAGAUGGGUCUGUGGUGGGAAAUUCUAAGAAGACUAAAAAGAAAUUCCGACACGGCAAAAAGGGGCAUACACCUGCCAAGGACAACCCAGAUAGGAGUGUCGUGAGACGAGUGAACUACAUUGGCACAAAAUUUAAGCAAGGCAGAAAAAGAGCACAAAGUUUUCCAUCUAUUUCGAAGUUUUUCUUGCCUCACAAAAGACCGCGUAAAGAAGUUUUUAUUCCACCUACAAAAUUUUUGCUUGGUGGAAAUAUAUCAGAUCCACUUAAUCUGAACAGUUUACAAGAUGAAGAUAUUAACAGAGCUAUGAAUGCUGUAACUCCGGAGUCGUCACCAUUGCCGACUCCGCCACGGCAUAAAGCUAAGAUUGAUGUUAUAAUACCUCCUAACAUAAGGGAUCCUCUUAAUUUAAUGGAGCCUUUGGACAAUGAAGAGUAUGAAAAGAGGUUAGAGAUACAGCAACGCAAACCGCGCAAAAAGGCGAGGCUAAGGCGCCGUACUACAGACAACACAUCACCUGUGCAUGUUCCAGAGGAGACUCCUGUAACUGUUGUUGAGGGUAUAAAAGAGCCUGCACCACCUGAACCUUCAACAUCAGCAUGUAAAUCACGCAAAAGGUCUUGUAGUGAUAGUGACAAUACAUCACAAAAAGGCAAAGAUCCUAAAAAGUUAAGGCGUAUGGAUUCUCUAGAUAAAAUUGUGAGCCCAGUUGUACCCCAACCUGGAGCUUGGAUGCGAGCGAGGCCACAGCAACGUACAGCUCCGCCGGAACGGCCUGUAUCUCCUCACCGUACUAAAUCCAAGACUGAUGAGGAGCAGAAGUUGCCUACUUUCCAUCCCAAGAAUUCAAGAUAUCAAUAUGGAAAUUAUGACAGGUAUUAUGGUUACCGAAACUUAAAUGCUAUGAUGGACAUAAGACUCCAGGUGUUCGAGAUGCAUCGUCAUCUAUUUCAAAAUAAGGAUGUCUUGGACAUUGGUUGCAAUGUGGGCCAUAUUUCUGUAGCAGUGGCACGAGAACUGGGGGCCCGAUCUGUUGUUGGCAUGGAUAUUGAUCCUGUUUUGAUAGGCAGAGCAAGGAAAAAUCUAAGGUCAUUCAUUCCAGUUCCAUCAGAACCAAAGAGAGAUGAAGAUAAGAAAACAGAUUUAGAAGAUGAGAAGAAAGUAGAAAGAGUUUGUAGUCAGUGUAAGGAGGAUAAGUGUGAUGUGUGCAUUGAAAAGCAAGAUAAAACAGAGGAUUCAAAAAAAAUGUUGGCUGGAAGGAAGCUGAAAAAGCCACGGAAGAAUAGGAAGGCAGUACAUAAACAAGAAGGAGGGCAAUGUUUCUUUCCGAUGUCUAUGUCUAUGUUGUAUGGACCACUUGGUGAUUCAACUGCUGAUGUUAAACCACCUGCAUUCCCUUACAAUGUGACUUUUAAACAGGGCAAUUAUGUACCACGGGAAGAGGUAGCAGUGGGCAGUGGAGCUGAAAGCCCCCAGUUCGAUCUGAUUCUGUGCUUAUCUACCACAAAGUGGAUGCAUUUGAACUGGGGUGAUACUGGCUUAAAACGUGCUUUUCGUCGAAUGUUCGCUGACCUGCGUCCUGGUGGGAAGCUAGUGCUUGAAGCACAGAAUUGGGCUAGUUAUAAGAAGAAGAAGCGUCUAACGCCAACAAUAUAUGAAAACUUCAAUUCAAUCGAGAUGUUUCCGAAUAAGUUUCGCGAGUAUCUAUUGUCGCCCGAGGUCGGCUUCAGCAAAUGUUGCAUUCUCGGAGUGCCGCAACACGCUAGUAAAGGGUUUCGGCGACCGAUCCAGUUGUACGUGAAAGGCGAUUUUACCCCGAGCAAGGCUCGGUGGUCGGAUGCAUAUGCACCGUCAUCUCACCACCGCCCCGAAGCGGAGUUGCCGCGCCGUACCGUGUACGCGCCGACCGCUCCCGCGUACCGGCCGAGCGACGAUGCUCCCUCGUGCGGAGCGGCCACGCCUUACUCGCCCAACCUGGACUGUUGCGCCGACGACUCGCCUUUCUACAACCCUCGCAGCGACUCGUACGCGCCGUCCUAUCAGCCCCCGCGGCCCACGGUGUACGCCACGCUGCCGUCGCCACUGGGCAGCGCGUCUCCCGCGGCUUCGCCGGCCGCUUCGCCCGCUCCGCACGCGUCACCCGCGCCCGACCCGCUGUCGGCUCGCGGGUUUCCCGAGCCACGACCGCACGACGAUUAG
Molecule: messenger RNA, 2373 nt
Organism: Arctia plantaginis
Lineage: Eukaryota; Metazoa; Arthropoda; Insecta; Lepidoptera; Erebidae
Source: the annotation of a GenBank genome assembly